This is a messenger RNA of Teleopsis dalmanni, 1453 nucleotides long. Its product is annotated as deubiquitinase OTUD6B-like. Gene Ontology annotation, molecular function: cysteine-type deubiquitinase activity. The transcript is spliced from 2 exons. Gene Ontology annotation, biological process: protein deubiquitination. Bases 148 to 1074 code for a protein of 308 amino acids. The record is from RefSeq and is a predicted model, not a curated record. Lineage: Eukaryota; Metazoa; Arthropoda; Insecta; Diptera; Diopsidae.
AUUUAAAAUAACAGCAAUUCACAAUAGUGGUUAUUGAGAACCAACACAAUACAGUACAUCAGCUGUCAAAAGUUUUUAUUGGAGCCGCUUAUAAAAAUUAUUUUCGUUUUAGAAUAAAGUUGUUAUAUUAUACAAUAUAAAAAAACAAUGACGACUACCACCGAAUCUUUGGUUAAUAAAUUGCAAGAAAUAUCAAUUGAUGAAUUAGCUGCCAGACACCGCCGAGAAAAAAAAGAGCUACAGGCUAAAAUACAAGAAAUGAAAAAGUGUGCAAAAAACGAUAAAAAGAAACGUAAGGAAUUAUUGGAAGAAAUCACUCGAUUGGAAAAUCAUUUAAUACAGCGACAACAGCAGGAGUUGAUGCUGUCACAGCAAAUAUUGCAAGAACAAAAUCAAAUCCUUUUGCUUAAUGAAAAUCACAACACUGAAGAGCUCGUGGACAAUAAAGAAAAUGCAGAAGAUGAGGAAAAACCAGAACGUAUUUCUAAAGCUCAAAAACGGCGGAAUAAAAAAGCAAACGAAGCACGUCAACGAGAAGAGGAUAUACUUGCUGCCAGCAAAGACGCGAAAAACGAACCCAAAGCGGUGGAGCAACGAAAGUUAGUAGCAAAACUGAAAGAAAUGGAUUUGAUGAUUUUUGAAGUGCCAUCAGAUGGAGACUGCCUAUACAAUGCCAUUCGUCAUCAACUUGGUUUGCAUGAUUUACAUGGUUUUACCGUUGAUGAACUUCGUGAAGAAACUGCCAAAUACAUACGUGAAAAUAAGGAUACACUUAUAUGCUUCAUGACUGACCCACAUACCGGAAAUCUAUUGGACGAUGAACAAUUCGAACACUACUGUAAGUCUGUGCAAAGCACACCUGCCUGGGGUGGUCAUAUUGAGUUAAAGGCUCUGUCAUCUGUACUUGAAAUACCAAUCGAAGUUAUUCAAGCUGAAGGUUCAAAUACGGUACAGGGAAACGAAUUCAAAGGUCCAAAGUUAACAAUAACUUACCACCGACAUAUGUAUAGUCUAGGCGAACAUUAUAACUCAACGGUGGCGUUGCUUUUGGAAGAACAUACGGAUGAUGAAUAAAUACUGCAUUUAAAACAUAUUUAAUAAAAUUGUUACGAAUUUUUAAGGCUCCUAAAAUACAAGAACUAAAGUUUUUUAUUUUUAUGAUCCAAAGUGUUCCAAUUGGUGUGGACAAUGCCAAAAAAAAGUCAAAAUUUAAUUAUAAAAGAAACUUUGUUUCAUCAACGUACGUAUCCUUAAAAUCAUUUCAUAUACUGCUUAAAUAAAUACGCAAGUUGUAAUAAAUUCAAUUUAUGAAUAAAAAUUCAAUUUUUUAUAAAAUAAAAUUUCUCAAUUUUAGUUAUGAUGUGGCGGUGCAUCUCCACAGAGCUACAUAUGCGGCUUUGUAACAAAACUAUAGUAAUUUAUAUAAAUAUACAUCAUUUUUAAAAUGUAUUUU